Leptomonas pyrrhocoris is the source of this 2924-nucleotide messenger RNA. Its product is annotated as putative cAMP specific phosphodiesterase. The coding region runs from base 120 to 2924 and encodes 934 amino acids. Gene Ontology annotation, molecular function: 3',5'-cyclic-nucleotide phosphodiesterase activity; protein binding. Gene Ontology annotation, biological process: signal transduction. Lineage: Eukaryota; Euglenozoa; Kinetoplastea; Trypanosomatida; Trypanosomatidae. The record is from RefSeq and is a predicted model, not a curated record. The transcript has a single exon.
AGAAAACAACAACAGGUUCCUCAUCAAACACCACACGUAGAGGUGCCAUCAAGUAUUCGAAGGAUCUUCGGUGUUUAUUUGGGUUCCUACAAGGUUGUCGUCGUCCUCUCUUGCCAACGAUGCUCGCGUACUCAGCAAUGCGUGCGCCACCCGCCAGGGAUUACACCUUCGGCAGCAGCCACCUGCUCGAGGCACUGUCGCUCUGUGAAUCCAUUCUCGCACGGUACAAGCGGUGCGGGCUGGCGAUGUCGGAUGCGGAGCUGAACUCGUUUCACAGCGUUCAGCGCCGCGUCAGCGCCGUCUCUGAUGAAGCUUACAAGGACCCAAUGGACAGCGUUCAGGCGCAGGAGAAGGCGACCUCCUCUCGCCACUCCCUCCGCGACUUCACAAAGCUCGCCCAGAAUUGCCUCAACCUGCAGCGUUCUAUCUCCGAAACGGCGCUCAUCCUCAACAAGGAGCUGACGACCCUUUUCGGUUGCCCCGCCCACACCAACUACUUGAACGAGAGCGAAAAUGUUCUGUGCGACCCCGUCACUGAGGCGAUUACCGCGAUGGACACGUGCACGCAGCUUGGCGCGUGUGGCGUGUCGCGUCAACGGUUUUCGUCCCCGGGCGCCACCUUUCUCCCUCUGCUGCAUCAGAACGAUCUGGUCGGCUGCGUGGAGCUGAGCGGGCAGGUGACGAACUCCAACGACACGUUUCAGCAGUGCGCCUUGCGUGUGGCCGCCUCCGCGCUGCGCAACGCGGUGCUGGUGGAUCAGCUCAGCUGGGAAACGCACAAGGCAGAGGCGAUGGUGGGCAUGGCGACCCGGCUGGCCCGCGACACGCUGGACGAGGCGGUGCUGGUGCAGUCCAUCAUCAACACGGCGAAGACGCUGACGGAGAGCGACCGGUGCAGCAUCUUUCUGGUGAAGGACGACGGCACGCUGGAGGCGCACUUCGAGGACGGCAAGGUGGUGGUGAUGGCCGCCGGGACAGGCAUCGCGGGGUACGUUGCGAAGACGGGCAUGGUGGUGAACAUCCCCAACGCGUACGAGGACGAGCGCUUCAACCGCGCCGUGGACAAGCAGACGGGCUACCAUACACGCACGAUUCUGUGCCUCCCGAUCAUGUACGAAGACACGAUCGUGGCGGUGGCGCAGCUGAUCAACAAGCAGGACAUGGUCACGGAGAGCGGGCUGCGUCUGCAACGCGUGUUUGGGCAGCGCGACGAGGAGCUGUUCAAGACGUUCUCGAUGUUCGCCGCCGCAUCGCUGCGCAACUGCCGCAUCAAUGAGACGCUGCUGACGGAGAAGCGGAAGAGCGACGCGAUUCUGGACGUUGUGACGCUGCUGUCGAACACGGACAUCCGCGAUGUGGACGGGAUUGUGCGGCACGUGCUGCACGGUGCGAAGAAGCUGCUGAACGCGGACCGCUCGUCGCUGUUCCUGCUGGACAAGGAGCGCAACGAGCUGUACAGCCGCAUGGCGGACAGUGUGACGGGGAGCGAGAUCCGGUUCCCGUGUGGUCAGGGCAUCGCCGGCACGGUUGCGGCGGCGGCUGUUGGCGAGAACAUCGUGGACGCAUACGCGGACCCGCGCUUCAACAGUGCGGUGGACCGGUCACUGGGCUACCGCACGCAGUCGAUCUUGUGCGAGCCGAUCGUGCUGAACAACGAUGUGCUUGCCGUGGUGCAGCUGGUGAACAAACUGGACGAGGACGGUACAGUAAAAUCCUUCACUGCGGCUGACCGAGCCACAUUCAAAGUGUUUUCGCUGUUCGCCGGCAUCUCCAUCAACAACAGUCAUCUGUUUGAGUUUGCUGUGAAGGCAGGUCAGGAGGCGAUGGCGCUGAACCUUCAUCGAACCAUCGCCCCCGUGGGAGCGCAGAAGUCGAACAACGCCCCGAAGCUUUUCGACAUAAGCAAAGUGGAGCGCGACGCCGUGCUGGCGAUCGACUUCCAGGAUGCGUACGACUUCACCUCGCCAGCGUUCAACCUGUUCGACGUGCGUGAAAACUCCAGUGAGCCGCUGGACGCCGCCGCUGCGGUUGUGCUGCAGCUGCUGUGGAGCACCGGGCUGCCGGAGAAGUUCAAGUGCCGCAAGGAGACGCUGCUGACCUUCAUCCUGCAGUGCCGCCACAUGUACCGCCGCGUGCCGUACCACAACUUCUACCACGUGGUGGAUGUGUGCCAGACGCUGCACACGUUCCUCUACGCCGGGAAGGCGUCGGAGUUCCUGACGGACCUGGAGUGCUACGUGCUGCUCGUGACGGCGCUCGUGCACGACCUGGACCACAUGGGCGUGAACAACAGCUUCUACCUGAAGACGGACUCGCCGCUCGGUAUCCUGUCGAGCGCGAGUGGCAACAGCUCUGUGCUGGAGGUGCAUCACUGCAGGCUCGCCAUUGAGAUUCUCUCCGAGCCCAGCUCCGAUGUCUUCGAGGGAUUGACUGAGGAGGAAGUGACGUACGCGUAUCAGAGUCUCAUCGAAUGUGUGCUGGCCACCGAUAUGGCCAAACACGGGGAAGAACUGAAGCGCUUCGAUGAUAUGGUGCAGGCAUCCUUCAACAAGGAGGACGAAGGACACCGACGACUUGUGAUGGAGACGCUGAUUAAGGCGGGUGACGUGUCCAACGUGACGAAGCCGUUUGAGACGUCGCGGAUGUGGGCGAUGGCGGUGACCGAGGAGUUCUACCGUCAGGGCGACAUGGAGAAGGAGAAGGGCGUGGAGGUGCUGCCGAUGUUCGACCGCUCCAAGAACACCGAGCUGGCGCGUGGCCAAAUCGGCUUUAUUGACUUUGUGGUGGGCAAGUAUUUCAAGGACAUCGUGGGAGGUCUGCUGCACGGGAUGCAGUGGUGCGUGGACGCGAUUGCUGACAACCGCGCGCAGUGGCAGAAGAUCCUGGAUGCGCCGCUCAGGAGCACCUCCAUGACGUCGUCGUGA